Molecule: messenger RNA, 1258 nt
Organism: Rhizopus microsporus ATCC 52813
Lineage: Eukaryota; Fungi; Mucoromycota; Mucoromycetes; Mucorales; Rhizopodaceae
Product: APH-domain-containing protein
Exons: 5
Coding region: 33-1139 (368 amino acids)
Source: RefSeq, a predicted model, not a curated record
UUUUUUUUCUCUCUUUUUUUUAUACUUUAAUAAUGACAGGACAACAGACGACCGAGGUUAGAAAAGGGCACGAAUUGGAUCAAGCUAAACUUGAAGCGUACUUGACAACCCAUGUGCCUGGUUUCAAAGGACCACUUUAUAUAAACCAAUUCAAGUUUGGUCAAUCAAAUCCUACCUAUCUACUUAAAGACGGAAAUCAACAACAGUAUGUGCUUCGAAAGAAGCCCCCUGGAACCUUACUUUCUGCUACCGCACAUGCCAUUGAACGGGAGUACCGCAUCAUUCACGCCCUUGGCACCAAAACGGAUGUUCCGGUUCCCAAGGUUUAUGUGCUCUGUGAAGACACGAGUAUCAUUGGCACCCCAUUUUAUGUCAUGGAGUUCUUAAAGGGUCGAAUUUACGAAGACUGUCGUAUGCUGACGAUUCCCUUUGAGGAACGCCGACAGCUUUGGCAUGCAGCGGUUGAAACGCUUGCCAAGUUGCAUCGAGUUGAUUUCAAGGCGAUCGGAUUAGGCAAUUUUGGCAAACAUUCUGAAUUCUAUGAACGCCAGAUGAGAUCGUUAUCCAAGGUGUCACAAGCUCAAGCAAACACCAAAGAUGAUGAGACAGGAGAAUAUGUAGGUCCAAUUCCUCGACUGGAUGAUAUGUUUGCUUGGUUCAAGAAGAACAAGGCGCAUGAUCAGGCAACCAUUGUGCAUGGAGACUUUAAGAUUGACAACAUGAUCUUUCACCCUACUGAACCCAAAGUGAUUGGUAUUCUCGACUGGGAACUGUCUACCAUUGGCCAUCCUUUGUCUGAUCUUUCUAAUCUUCUUCAACCCUAUUACGUACCUGAAGAAAGUGCCAUCGGCCUCCGGGGAUUCAAGAACGCCAAGGAGCCUCUGCCGGUUCCAGGAGUAGAUGAACUCAUUCAGGUCUACUGCUCCUACACUCACCAGUCGUACCCUCUUCAAGGUUGGAAUUUCGCUGUUGCCUUCUCCUUUUUUAGAUUGGCUGUCAUCCUUCAAGGGGUUGCCGCUCGUGUGGCGCGCAAACAGGCGUCAUCUGCAGAGGCAAAACUUCAUGCAACCCGAUUUAGGCCUGUUGCCCAAUUGGUGUUGGAUAUUGUAGAUCAGAGUGAUGAACGUAGUAAGCUUUAAUAAAAUAAAUAAAAAGUGCUUGCUAUUUUUGGAAAUGCUUUUUUGCGCGCCAAACUUUUUCAUUUUCCCAUAUUAUUCAUCAGAAAACAAAAAAGAUGUGUGUGGUAAAGUUUUUUUUU